This is a messenger RNA of Nanorana parkeri, 2208 nucleotides long. RefSeq names its product SEC23-interacting protein-like. The record is from RefSeq and is a predicted model, not a curated record. Gene Ontology annotation, molecular function: metal ion binding; protein binding. Gene Ontology annotation, cellular component: COPII-coated ER to Golgi transport vesicle. NCBI's taxonomy places the organism in Eukaryota, Metazoa, Chordata, Amphibia, Anura, Dicroglossidae.
CCCCCUAUGGCGCCCCCGUACAUGAGUGCAGCAGCCACGCAGCCGUACCCCAGUGGCAGGCCUGCGGCUUCCACAGUGCCAGCGGUGGCUCACUUCGUGCCCAACCUGUACGAGUCCGUCCAGCCUCACUGGUUCUUCUGUAAAUUGGUGGAAGGCCGGGAGGUCUGGUCCGCGUUCAGCCUGUACGACUCUGCCAAUCUGGAGGAGGUGUACAACUCCGGUGCGGACCCUGAGAGCGUGGUGGUGAAUACAGCCGGCGGGCGCUACGACGUCCACCUGUAUGACCGGGAGAUGAAGGCCGUCUACUGGGAGGAGGAGGAUCUGGAGGUCCGGCGCUGUUCCUGGUUCUACAAAGGCGACUCGGACAGCCGAUUCGUCCCGUACAGCGAGGAGUUCAGUGAACGGUUGGAGGCGGAGUAUAAGAAGGCGGUGACCACCAAUCAGUGGCAUCGGAGGCUGGAGUUCCCGGGAGGAGAAACCAUUGUGAUGCACAACCCUAAGGUGAUUGUCCAGUUUCAGCAGUCAGCGAUACCCGAUGAGUGGGGGACCCCUCAGGAUGGGCAGUCCAGGCCCCGUGUGGUGAAGAGGGGCAUAGAUGACCAUGAUGAGAUUCCAGACGGUGAGGUUCCUCAAGCCGAUCAUCUGGUGUUCAUGGUGCACGGGAUUGGACCAGUGUGCGACCUUCGCUUUAGGAGUAUGGUGGAAUGUGUGAGCGAACGCCGGUAUGUGAGGGUAAAGAUGAUGCAAACCCAUUUCAGGAAGUCUGUGGAAGACGGGAAGGCGCGGCGUGUCGAGUUCCUGCCGGUCCAUUGGCACGGCGCCCUCCAUGGUGAUGCCACGGGUGUGGACAGGCGGAUCAAGAAGAUCACGUUGCCAAGCACUGCGCGUCUUCGCCAUUUCACCAACGAGACCCUCCUGGACAUUCUGUUCUACAACAGUCCCACCUACUGCCAGACCAUUGUGGACAAAGUCAGCCUGGAGAUGAACCGGCUCUAUGAGCUCUUCAUGAGCCGAAACCCGAACUUCACCGGAAGGGUCUCUGUGGCCGGUCACAGUUUAGGCUCUCUGAUUCUAUUCGACAUCCUGUCCAACCAGCAAGAUAUAACGGCCCCUCCCCCAGCACAGGCCCCGCCUUCUAAUGUGAAUUCUGCACUGAAGCAAGAAGGAGCGGGGGACAGUCGGGGCAAUGUUCCGGAUCCACGUGAGUCCAGUGAAUCGGAGGUGGUGCCGGAAGGACUGCCUGACCUGUCGGAGGCGCUGGAAUCGCUCGGCCUGUUGGAGUACACCGCCGUGUUUGACAAAGAGAAGAUCGACGUGGAAUCUCUGCUCAUGUGUACAAUUGAUGACCUGAAGGAGAUGGGGAUACCGCUGGGACCCCGAAAAAAGAUCGCCAAAUAUGUGAGAGAGAUGGCUGCCAGCCAGGACGGAUGCCAAAUACACCGACCCUUCCUUCCGCUGAGCGCCUAGAGGCCGGGGGCGGGCACGGCGAGGAGAAAACUGCCGGUCGGGGCCUCGGUGUCCUCCGUCAAUGUCCACUAUGAACACUUCGAGACGGGAACUGGGCAGGUGUCGGUGAGUUACAAUCUGCUGGAUUUCGAGCCGGUGAAUUUCUUUGCUCUUGGAUCUCCUAUCGGGAUGUUUCUGACUGUCCGCGGACUGAGCAAGAUUGAAGAGAACUACAGAUUACCCACCUGCAAGGGCUUCUUCAAUAUUUAUCACCCGCUGGACCCCGUGGCCUACCGGUUGGAACCGAUGAUUGUGGCCGAUCUGGAGCUGAAGCCGGUUCUCAUCCCUCAUCACAAGGGGCGGAAGAGGCUUCAUCUCGAGCUGAAGGAAAGUCUGACCCGCAUGGGAUCCGAUCUGAAACACGGAUUCAUCAGCUCCCUGCGCACGGCCUGGCAGACGCUGAAUGAAUUCGCCCGAUUUCACACGUCGUCCGCUCAGCUGCAGGAGGAGCUGGAGAAAGUGGCCGAUCAGAUAAAGGAAGAGGAGGAGAAGCAGGUGGAAGCGGAGAAAUUGGAAAAUACAGAUGUGUGCAGGGAAGAGGACCUGUCCAUCAAGAUUGGCAUGUUGAAUGGGGGCAGCAGAAUUGACUAUGUCCUACAAGAGAAGCCAAUUGAAAGCUUCAAUGAGUAUUUGUUUGCCCUGCAGAGUCACCUAUGUUACUGGUGAGUAUCGCAUUUCGUGAGGGACAUGUUCUCCAGGACG